This is a messenger RNA of Scheffersomyces stipitis CBS 6054, 573 nucleotides long. RefSeq lists its product as uncharacterized. NCBI's taxonomy places the organism in Eukaryota, Fungi, Ascomycota, Pichiomycetes, Serinales, Debaryomycetaceae. The transcript has a single exon. The record is from RefSeq and is a predicted model, not a curated record. The coding region runs from base 1 to 573 and encodes 190 amino acids.
AUGAGCUUCACUCCCAAAAGAAAGAGAGACGACGCCGAUCCCGACACCAAGAAGUCUCGCAACGACCUCGACAAACCUGCGGAUUAUACUACUUCCGACGAAUGGCCAGUGUAUAACCAUCCAGAUGGAGGCAUAGUCAAAAUCACGCCCUGGGGUUCGCUUCGGCAGUUCACCAAUCCCGUGAACGGAGAAAUGGUUACGAAAUUUGAAGACUUGUCGUUUUCAGACUACUCAUUUGACCCUUCCAACACGGAUGUAUAUGACGUUUCUCAAUAUGAGUCGCUUCCUUCGACUCCACAGUCUUUGUACAACAACCACCAAUACCAUCAAAAUCCGAGAAGUAACCAGAAUGGCAAUCCUAAUAUUCGUUUGAGUCCCAACAGCGAAGCAGAGUCGUAUGUAGUAGACGGCUACAAGGGAAUCACGCCUCCUCCCCAGAAUUCAGAUGUUCACCAGUUUGAACAGGAACAGGAAAACUACUUUGGAAUGAACGACCAGCACGAGGAGUUUGACUAUAAUGACGAAGUGGUUCGUCACUACACCCAGGACUACGACGAGGACGUAGCCAUGUAA